Molecule: messenger RNA, 3032 nt
Organism: Papaver somniferum (opium poppy)
Lineage: Eukaryota; Viridiplantae; Streptophyta; Magnoliopsida; Ranunculales; Papaveraceae
Exons: 2
Coding region: 588-2888 (766 amino acids)
Source: RefSeq, a predicted model, not a curated record
UUUCUAUCUACUGAACUGAGACCAAAGUGCUUUGGGUACUUUGACGAUAAAGAUUGGAUUUUUAGAUCUUUUAGAUGGAGGGUUGGGAGACCGCAUGUAAAAUCAGAGGGACUAAGCGUUCUCAUAUCAAUUUCAAUCAAUCAAACACACCAAUAUCUGGAAUUCAGUAUCAGUGAAAAGAGAGAGUGAGUUGAGAAGUUUGGUGAUGAUGAUGAUAAUGUCAAGAUACAAUCAACAAUAGCUAUGGUGAUGGAUGGAGUUAGAGGCAAAGGUUGGAUUUUUAUAAGGAUCGGGUAUCUCCGUGCAGGUAAAACUGAACCCUAACCACCAAUUCAGAUCUGUUGGAAUUUGGAAUCUAGUUUCCUAAAUUGUUGAAGAACAGAUUUGGAAGGAAUGGAGGAAUACAUUUCGUUAUUGAAAACGGGUUAAUUCAGUCAAUUCUAGAAAUCAAUUUCCCUUAUAAAUACACCUUGAUUUGUUCUGUUCAAGUGCUUCAAUUCAAUCAAAGAGUUAGGGUUGCUCCUAGAUCUUCAGCUCAAUCUCUUCUUCUUCAGCUCAAUCUGUUCAGCUGUAUCUCUUCAGAUUCCAUGGAAAAAUCAGAGUUAUCACAUCAGAGAAGCGAACGAAAGCUCCCACCAUCACCAAGACCAGCACCUUGGCUUGUUUUCCCACAUGGAAAAAUCCCUAAGUUUCAGACUUUCUGUGAUAUUUCUGAAGAGAAUAGCAAAUCAUUCAAAAAAUUCAUACCAGAGUUGAGUAUUAAGAGAUAUUGGCAGAAGAAUUCUCAUCAAGGAUGGGUAAUCGUUCUUAAUUUUGAUGAUGAAGACCCAAAUUUCAAUUAUAAAGAAUUUUUUCUAUGGAAUCCUGCUUCACUAGAAACCAUACACUUACCUAGUUUACCAGAUCUGGUUGAUGAUCAUACAGUCAAAGAUGUUGUUUUGUCUUCACCUCCUCAGCUCAGUAGAAAUAGCUGCUAUGAUGAUAAUGUUGAUAAUGCUUCUAUGGUUUAUAUCCUUUAUCAUUGCGGCGGAAGGCGCUAUAUUCUAAUCUAUUGUCACCCUGGUGAAAAAGAAUGGAGAAAACAUGAGUUUGUUGAUGUUGGUGACCAUCUUCAAUCAAUGUUUUAUUACAAGGGUAAGUUGUUUGUAAUGUGUUUAAAUUAUGCUUUCAUCGAGAUCACAAUACAACAUGGUUCUGGCAUUGAGGAUACCGAAACUCUCGCUGUAAGUGAUCCUAUUAGUCUCACUUACAACAGUUCCCGACUUGAAGUGGUAGCAGGAGAUUUACCUUGUCGAUGUCAAUUCUAUUAUGUAGAAUCUUUUGGUGAAGUUUUUCAAAUUCGUAGACUUUGCUUUCCAAGAGGUAUAUAUGAAAACUGUGUGACCAGCAUAGAUGUGUGGAAAUUGGACUUCUCUUCAAUGACUUGGGAGGAAGUGGAAAGCAUGGAUGACUGCGUCUUCUUUGUGAGUAACAAUACACAACUGUCUUGCUUGGCCUCAGAUUUGGGUUAUUCAAAGGGUUUUGUGUAUUAUACACGUGAUGAAGAAAUGAGCUUGUACAAAUAUGACUUGGAAGAUGAUAGCAUUUUGCUUUCUUUCCCAUGUCCUGAUUUACCACGUCCAUGGUGCACGCCUGAAUGGUUGAUAAUUUAUGCAACUCCAAGAUUCGGUUACAGUAUAAGAACAACAGAACAUGUGUCAACAAAGAAUGAAUGCAUACAUAAAGUUAUUGCGGCAACUGAGAACGGAACAUUGGACAAAAAAGGUGAUAAAGAGGAUGUUAAGGAAUGGAUGAUGCUUAAGGAUGAUCAUAUGGUAUGGUUGAUAUCAAAUUAUCUGCAUACACUGGAUUACAUACAUUUACGUGGAGUCGGUAAAAAAUAUCAUACGAUGUUAGAUUUGAGAAGAUCCUCAUCUACCAAGACAGUGCAGACCACAGAUUUAUCCCCAUGGCUGGUUUUCCCUACACACCAAGCAGUCUACAACUUUGUAAAUCCAAUGCAUUAUAAUGAGAACUACCUCAUGAACGUCCCUGAAUUUCUGAAAGCUUCUAGAAUUCGCUUCUCAAAAGGUGGAUGGUUGCUCUUGUCAAAAGGCAAGACUUUGUUCUUCUACAAUCCUUUUACGAGAUCAACUGUCAAACUUCCAGACUUGCCAGAUUCGUGCCUUCAUUAUGCUUUCACAGGUAUCUCAUUCUCGUCCUUGCCGACUUGUUCAGAUUGCGUAGUCUUUGCCAUUAAUAAAAGGUUUCGUGAUGAGGUUGAAAUCUUGUUUAUCAAACGGGGAGAUGAAAGUUGGACCCAGGAUGUCUGUAGUAACGUUUAUUUACCCACCAGAAGGAAAAAUAUGGAUUUCGAGCUAAACUUUAACAAUCCGGUUUUCUACCGUGGAGCUUUUUAUUGCUUAGACCUCAACGGAACUUUGGGGAUAUUUAAAUUAGGGCCUGACAUUAGUUGGGAAAUUCUCACCAUGAUAAACCCACCAAAUUGCGAGUAUAUUUACAAGAGUUUCUUGGUGGAGUGUGACGGAAAACUUAUGUCUGUGUUAUUAGGCCAUUUAGGAAAAUGGGUUCGUAUUUUUAGAUUGAACGACAUUGAUAUGGUUUGGGUUGAAGUCAAACAUUUGGGUCAGCAUAUGUUUUGUAUUAGCAAUACUUCUUGUACCUCUGCAAAGGCUCCGACUAGUCGAAUGGAGAACAAGAUUUUUUUUCCCAGGUUGCAUAAUGAAGGAAUUGUAUACUAUUCUCUUGAUACGGGUAUGUAUCACUCUUUUGGGAGUAAACAUUGUGCUAAAGAUUAUCGUGAUUCGAAAGAGAACUUGCACUGCAGCUGGAUUGAACCAAAUUGGUCGGAGACUCAAGAUAGAUAUCUUAACUGGCUUAACAUCUAGAUACAUCCUGCCAGAAACCAUCUAUUGGACUCCUGUUGUAACAUUGUAACAGUAGUAUCUUGAGUGCCCUUGUAACAGUAGUAUGAACGUAAUUGUAACAUUAGUGAUUUCUUUUAUAUAUAAGUUUUUCCUUGCAACUUAGAA